AUGCCUAGUCAUAAGGCCAAAAGAGAACAGGCCGAAGAUAUUGUAAUUAGUGGUAAUAAUGCCUUUCCAAUUAUUGCAAUUAAUGAUCAAGAUGAGUUGGUUGUGGAAAAUGAGACAAGUGAAAUAGAUGAAUUUUCUUUAAGAAGGUUACGUAACUACAAAAGAAGAUUUAUUGUAAAAUCUGUGGGAUAUGCAUUUCAAUAG
This is a messenger RNA of Entrophospora candida, 204 nucleotides long. The record is from the annotation of a GenBank genome assembly. NCBI's taxonomy places the organism in Eukaryota, Fungi, Glomeromycota, Glomeromycetes, Entrophosporales, Entrophosporaceae.